GAUGCGGAAAGGUUCCAGCGUUUUUCCAUCUCGCGGCAAGGGAUUUAUUUACUUCCCGCAGGUAAAAUUGUCUCUUGGCUCGUCUGGGUUCGUCGUGCGCGCCCAAUGUGAAAUCGGAUAUCUGGUUAAUGUUAUUAAUCUCGAUAACCACCGCUCCAGCUCCUCAUGAUCCCCAAACGCUCUCUGAGUAAUUAAUUAUUGUUGCAGCCACGGCAGACAGCCGUCUCACUCCAACGCCCCUUUACCACGCACACACACUCGCACACACACUCACACACACACACCCUUACAAUACUCAGCCUACUCUUACUCUUACUCUUAUUAUUACUUUAAGCUUUCUUCUCUCUCUAGCGCCAGAAGACAAAUAGAAGGAAAGCCGGUUCCUGGUUCUUCCUUCACUCGAUACUUAUACCCCAAUACAUUCCUUUCAACAAUGAUAUUCUCUUGAGACUUUGCGACCACCAACAAAAUAAUACAAUGGCCAAACCUCUCCCAAUCCAUGCCGACUUGAUCGACUGCAACUACGCCGUCGCAGGGCAUGACGGCACGCUUUCCGACAUUGAUGGCGAAUUGUUUAUCAAGCCCUGCACCGAUACUGAGAUCGCAUUUUACAACGACACGAUAGCAGGGCACCAAGAUUUUUACGAUUUUAUGCCCGAAUUUCUUGGAACUUUGCAGCUAGAUCAGAACCAGAAUAAAUCUUUUGACGAAAAGGCGACCGAGUUGAUUGCGCAGCAUGCCAAACCUGAAGUCUCAUACCCUGGCAGGACUAAUGGCAAGAGAAUCACCACCAAUCAAGCCGUGGUUCUUAUGAAUGCAUCGCACGGUUUCGUGAAGCCCAAUAUCCUCGACGUCAAGCUAGGUGUACGCUUAUGGGCAGAUGACGCGCAUCAAGAGAAGAAAAAAAGGUUUGACAAAGUCACGCAACAAACUACACACAAAGACCUUGGCUUUCGCAUCGCAGGUAUGAGAGUAUGGCAGGGUCCCGAUGCAAAGGGCGAUGAUAUAGACGAGGAUGGCUAUAGAAUAUAUAAUAAAGAUUACGGCAGGUACGAAUUAAAUAAUAGCAAUGUUCACGAAGCAUUCGAGAAUUUUAUCUUCACACAAUCAGCUGGUAUCGACACUGAGUUGGGAAGAUUAAUAUCCCAGGCGUUUCUCACGGAUUUGAGAAGAAUACAGGAUGCCUUGGAAAGUCAAGAGAGCAGAAUGUACUCUGCUAGUCUUCUCUUCGUUUUCGAGGGCGAUGGAAAAGCGUUACGCGCUGCAAUGGAAGAAGCUAGCAGGACCCCACCUCCAACCACUAUGGAACAUGGAUCAUCAUCAUCCGGAGAAACUUACUCAUCCUUUGAAGACGACGACGAAGACGAAGAUUUGGAAGAAGAAUCUUUUCCAAAAAUAUAUUCUCUAAAGGUCAUAGACUUUGCUCAUGCUACAUGGACUCCUGGCUUAGGGCCGGAUGAAAACUCUCUUGUGGGAGUCCGUAGCGUGGGCGAAAUUCUGGAGAAACUGGCGGAGUCAUAAUGGACAGAGUUAUAAUAAUGCCCAACGGCAUAUUGAGUAUACUAUGCUCUAGGAGAGCUGCUGGUGUGCGGGAGUUGUAGGAGUCAUGGGCUUGUCAAAUGCAAGGUAUCUUCACGGAGUUGCUUGGACAGGGCACACACCUCCCUACACAUGAGCAUGGCUGUUUAUUAAAAUCUUAAGAUACCCCACUGCGAUUGGACAUCUAGAAGUCUGCAUAUGCAAGCAUAUGCGUUCAUUUUGCUUUUACUUCUCAUCUAUCCGGUUUAGACACGGUUAAUAACACAUACUCAAUUUCAUGCUCCUUGCUCUUCUCGUGUCUAUAUUUGGAUGUAGAUGCUAUAGCAUGAUUAAUGGCGAAGAACGCGGAUCUCGGCUUCAUGACGUGAGGUGUCUGUGGCUUUGAGAGUGUGCUGUCCCUAUCGGCCAAGCCCGAUCUCUGACAUGCUGUCGUAAAGUACUCAUGAGCUGCGGUAUGCUUAUUUUAUCGACUAAUCAAGCACGGGGCUAGAUUGGGAGUUGUUGGGCUGUAGGCUUAGAAAGUAUUACAUAGCAAAGCUGUGAUUGUAUGUCAAAUUUGUAGAUGUUUAAAGAUCGCUGACGACAUUUCUUUGACAGUGAUAGGCGCCCGUCUAAUCGUUUUUAUUUUAUCGAGUGCCUACCAAGGUACUUGUGUAUUCAGAAUCCACUAAAAAUAUACAUCUACCUAUCCACAGCUGAUUUUUACAUUCCUGUGCUUCAAAAAUAUAACAUCAAUAAAGUAACUCUAACUAGCUAACGGGUUUCACA
Messenger RNA from Botrytis cinerea B05.10, 2307 nucleotides. RefSeq names its product Bcarg82 (gene Bcarg82). The transcript is spliced from 2 exons. Gene Ontology annotation, cellular component: cytoplasm; nucleus. The coding region runs from base 478 to 1521 and encodes 347 amino acids. Gene Ontology annotation, biological process: phosphatidylinositol phosphate biosynthetic process; inositol phosphate biosynthetic process. The record is from RefSeq and is a predicted model, not a curated record. Gene Ontology annotation, molecular function: inositol hexakisphosphate kinase activity; inositol-1,4,5,6-tetrakisphosphate 3-kinase activity. Lineage: Eukaryota; Fungi; Ascomycota; Leotiomycetes; Helotiales; Sclerotiniaceae.